UUGUGUACAUUUCCCUUUAAUAGAAAACGUGUGUAAGCUGGCCAUCUGUAUCUUUAUAUUAAAAUUAUGUAGGGUGAUGAGUAAUUAAUCAUUGAAUAUAGUGUGUUGAAUGUGCAAAAUUUAGCAAGUUUCUUUGCAUCAUGUUAUGGCCAAAUAAAAAAAAGAUCUGAACACUUUGGGGACUUAAGAAUCAAUUUGGGAGGCAAAUUCUACAACAAAAUUAAUAGCACAAGUGCUUUGUAUAGUGUAAUUUUUGUCUGCUACCGAAGACCGACCCUUGGCAGCCGGUUGUACGUACCGGAUUGACCCGAUGGAAUCCCUUAUCUGUAAGAGCUGCCGCCUCGCUGUACAACACACUGCUACAAUAACAACAACCGGCUCACAAUAUCGGUUUUGGCAGUUUGAGCGGCCAGCAUGUGUUCAUUUGUUUAUAGCGCGCCAUGGCCAUGGCCAGCAGUAUAUUAAAGAGAUCACACCUUAAAACUGUUGUUCACUUUGAAAUCUCGUUUGUUAUGGAACGAUUCAGAGAGGUUCAUGCUUUUUCGAACUAAGAAACGUGUAUCAGCAUGCAUCAUCUUGCAAAGCCAUCAAUUUAUAGGGACACCAAACUCACUUUUGGUCAAGUCAACGUAGCGCAGUGGUUACCAUGUCCGCCUUUGCCUUGGUUCGAGUCCUGGCAAGAACACCAGAAAAAUUUUUCAGCGGGGGUUUUCCCUCCUAAUGCUGGCGACGUUUGUGAGGUACUAUGCCUUGUAAAAAAACUUCUCCACAAAUAGAUGUCGCACUGCGGCACGCCCGUUCAGACUCGGCUAUAAAAAGGAAGCCCCUUAUCGUUGAGCUAAAACUUGAAUCGGACAGCACUAAAAUGGGAGAAGUUUGCCUCUGUUCCUUAAUGGAAUGCUCAAAUUUGCUAUUUUGAAAACUGAGAUUAUGCUUGAAAUAUCUUUGAACGCAUAGAGCUGUUGAGAGCGACCUUGCAGUCGGGGAAAAGAUGUUUAACACAUUUAGUAGACUGGUGGUUACGAAAGCGAGGGACAAAUUUCACUGGCCGCUAUGAAAAACGUCAUACAAGAAGUUCAAAAUAAAUACUCAUUUUUAGAUAACCUUCUAACGAACUUCUGGAAAUCAUGGACAAAGUCGAAUUCCACAUUUAAGCUACAAUUAAAGAAUAUCAAAUGGAAAAAUAAAAAGGCAGAGCCUGGUUGUGCAUACAAACCAACAGAGAUAGAGAAGCUGGCAAAUGUUAUAACCCAUGGUAUUUGGAUUAUUCCCGCAGUGAUAUGUGCCAAUAAAUUAUUUGAGCGUUCCAAAAAUUCCAGCCAAUAUUUGGUUUCGUGGGUUUAUGGUGGAGCCUUAACGCUGCUUUUUACAGUUUCAACAUUUUUCCAUUGCUCAUGUUUUUGUGAUAAUCAGAAUGGCAUCAAAAAUGUUCUACAUCGCUGUGAUCGUGCUAUGAUAUACAUAUUCAUUGCUGCUUCAUAUUUCCCGUGGCUACAAUUAGAUAACCUUGAUCAUUCCAAUGUCUUGGUAUGUUUGGAAUGGUUAAUUUGGUUACUGGCAGCAAUUGGUAUCACAUAUCAACAGAUAUUUCAUGAACGAUUUAAAUGUUUGGAAACUUGUUUUUACAUACUAAUGGGAUUAGGCCCGGCCUUAGCUGUUUACGGGACGGGUCAUGAAUUUCCUGGUAUGACUGAACUUAAAUUGGGUGGAUUUUUCUAUAUUGUAGGAAUAUGUUUCUUUAAAUCAGACGGUCUGAUACCAAUGGCUCACGCCAUAUGGCAUUUGUUUGUGGUCAUAGCUGCCGGAUUUCACUAUUAUGCCAUUCUAGUUAACCUAUAUCCCCCCGAAGAGACCAAUUCCAAUGUUUAACAAAAACCCAAAAGUGUGAAGGUGGUGGUGAGAGUUAGUUACUUAAUUUAUUCAAUUCUUUUUAGUUUUUUUUCGCAUUCUUCAUAUUGAUUUUUGAGUUUUCACUUCACAAAGCGCGCGCCCCUCCCAUCCCAUCGUUUCCAUUAGUCAAUUUCUCAAUGAUGUUCAUUUACUCGUUACUUUGUUUUCUUUGGAACCAUUGAUUUCAUUUUGUAAUACCGAAUUUAUUUUGUUACAACUAUUUUAGUUAAGUUUUUUUUUUUUUUUUGAUUUUUUUUUGGUUAUUCUAUCGAAUAUUUUAGAAAUCAUUGCAUUGCAUCUUCAAAUUCAAAGCUUCCGAGCAAUUUAUUUCUAUUUUAAUUAUAAAAUAUAUACGUUUAUAAGCCAAUGUACACGUACAUAAUGAACAAUGACAGCCUGAAAGAGACAUAUUGAAGACUCCAUACAUUUGUAUUCUCUCCAUACUAUAAAAAUAAUUUUUUUUAAUUGUCGACUUGGAGGAGUUUGAAUAGAAUUAUUUUGAAAAAAAAAAAAAAAAAACAUAAACGUCUUCCUUGGGGGACCGAUCAAACAAACGUGCGACCGACCGACGAACAAACCUUAUGUGUGUAACAAGAUUUUCUCCCUUAUACUAUUUACCGCAAGGAAUGUUUACAUAUGUAUGGCACCAUCAUGUUAACCGCCAUACAUGUAUACACGCAUACCAACACACGUAUGCAUAUAAAUGUGCACAUUAUUUUUGUAAAAUGUAAUCGAGAGAGUGUUUACCCAGUGUAAAGUGUGAUUUUUUCAAAUAUUUUUGCCUCCAAAGUAUAACCACCAAUUUUCCAAAACCAAAUUAUAUAUACCUAAAUAAAUGAAAA
This is a messenger RNA of Stomoxys calcitrans (stable fly), 2732 nucleotides long. RefSeq names its product monocyte to macrophage differentiation factor. Gene Ontology annotation, cellular component: membrane. Lineage: Eukaryota; Metazoa; Arthropoda; Insecta; Diptera; Muscidae. The coding region runs from base 1054 to 1869 and encodes 271 amino acids. The record is from RefSeq and is a predicted model, not a curated record. Gene Ontology annotation, molecular function: pore-forming activity. The transcript is spliced from 5 exons.